AUGAGUGCGCUACCGCUCGCUCGCUGUGAAUCGGCGGGCGCCUCGCUCGGUUCGACGCCCAAUACGCUUUCGAGCCCGGUGUCGUCUGACCCCUCCUCGGUGCCUAGUCACGCCCGUCCGGAGCUUCCCAACGAACUGCUGCGCCACAUCUUCCUCUACUGCGACCCGGCCACGCUGUACACCACGGUGCGCGCGCUCAACACCUCGUGGAAGCACGCCGUGGAGAACGAGCUGAUCGCCACGCACUUUGCCAACCGCGAUUGGCGCGUCGGUCUGCGCGUCACCCGCAAGCUGCCCAGCACGCUCUCCGAGGCCGACGUCGACGAGGCGCAGCAUCAGCAGGCGGACGAGGAUCUGUUCAGACUCAACGUGCUUCAGCGCCCCGGUGCGCGCGAGCCCUACAACGUCAACGCACAGCCGCGCACCGUCACCCACGUCAUCCCGCUCACUUUCAAGGGAUACGACCCCGACAAUGUAUCGCUGCGCUUCGAUACCGACUCGACGUGGCACUCGCUCUUCCAGGUCUCCCCACCCGAUUCGGACGAUGAGCGCGAAGCCAAUGCGCAGAACAACGCUGCAGCCGCCAACGAUGAUGACGACGAUGACGACGAUAGCAGCGACGACGAUUCGGACGAUCAAGCCGAAGCUCAGGCUGAGCAGACGCAAGUGGCCGCACCGGCAGCCGGCCGCAGAACGACGCGCCAGGAGGAUUUUGGAGCCGCUGCGGCCCGAGCCAGAGCGCGCGCCGAGUCGGCUCGUCUGGAGCUCGACUUUGGCCUCGUGUGGCGAUUCCCCGACGACGGACAGGACGCCGACGUGUACCAGAUCAAAAAGGGCGACGCCGAGUCGUGGGGUCUGCCCGAUCCGGAGAAUGGCUGGCUGAGCCGAUUCUACUGCUCCAACUUUGACACGGUCAGUUCGGCGACUCCUUCAAAUGCGCCUUCGGGCUCGUCUUCGCCUGCGGUGCUGCAGUCGACGCCGCUGACGCGUCGUAUGAGGAGCAGCCGGCUGCACUCGUCGGUGGAGCGUCGUAUGCACGAUGUGGUCGACGACGAUGAAGAAGGCUUCUCGCCCGCUCAGAUGAUCUGGAGCGACGAAGGUCACGAGUACAUGUCGCUCGACCUCUCGCUUGGCAUGGAGUUCUUCGUGCGCCGCUCGGCGCGGGCUAACCAGCUCGUGCGCAGGCUCGAGCAGGCGGCAGCGGCGGCCGAGGCGCGCGACGUCGUGGCCCAGCUCACGCGCAAGCUCAAAAAGGGCAAGAAGGCCAAGAGAUCGGCGCUGUCAAGCCUCAAUCCUUCGGCGGCUGCGUCGGUGGCCGCGUCGGGCUAUGCCACACCACUCGAGGUGGCCAGUCCGCCCCCAUCGCGCAUGACGGCCUCCAACGAUCCAAGACGACGCGCCAUGCAGAAUGCGCUCGGAAAGGAGGUGCAGCGUAGCACGUCCAUGACCAGGGCGGCAAGUGGGAGCUCGCCAUUGAAGGGCAAGGAGGUGGCACGAGGCGACGAGGCUGCCGAGGAAGAGGAGGAUGGAAGCCGCACGCCAGACCAGCCUGCAUCCGCACCGAGCUUCUUGGCACCCUCGAUGAUGGUGUCUCGCUACAACUCGGUAGCACCCUCGAGGCAGGGUGGUGGAAGUGUGGGCACGGGCUCGUCGUAUGGGACCAAGUCGCGAGGCGCUGGAUCGGGCAGCCGCGCUGGCGGUAGCAGUGCGCCUCGCGCCACGUUCCAGGCCAAGCUGCUGCGUGCCGAGCGCAUGCCAUCGAGGCCGUCCACGCCGCCACCGCCGGGCGAGGAGGAGUCGUCCGACUCGGCCACCGCCAAUACUACGCCGUCCGAUCGCGCGGGAUGGACGGGCGGAGACAAGUUUGGCCGUGGCGCAUACAGGCUCGCGCAAGAGUGGUCCGAGGAACUCGAGUCGGACAAGUUCCAGGACGCCCUGUCCAACAGCGGCGUUACCACCCCCGUCACCUGGACGUGGUCCAGGUAG
Moesziomyces aphidis is the source of this 1986-nucleotide messenger RNA. NCBI's taxonomy places the organism in Eukaryota, Fungi, Basidiomycota, Ustilaginomycetes, Ustilaginales, Ustilaginaceae. The record is from the annotation of a GenBank genome assembly.